Kwoniella shivajii is the source of this 1581-nucleotide messenger RNA. RefSeq names its product glutathione synthetase. The coding region runs from base 1 to 1581 and encodes 526 amino acids. Gene Ontology annotation, biological process: glutathione biosynthetic process. Gene Ontology annotation, molecular function: glutathione synthase activity; glutathione binding; ATP binding. The transcript has 4 exons. Lineage: Eukaryota; Fungi; Basidiomycota; Tremellomycetes; Tremellales; Cryptococcaceae. The record is from RefSeq and is a predicted model, not a curated record. Gene Ontology annotation, cellular component: cytosol.
AUGUCAGUCUCUACUGCUCUUCCUGAGUGGCCUCCGGCUUUAACCCCAGAGCAACAUUCUCGAUUGAUCCUACUUUCAUCAACAUACGCUUUAUCACAUGGAUUCACGUUACUUCCACCUUCUUCACGUCAACCUCCCACCUCAGCCAUACCAGCUCCUCUAUCCCUAUUACCCACACCUUUCCCGAGGGAAUUGUACGAACUGGCAGUAUCGUUACAACCUAUAUAUAAUGCUUUAUACGCUAGGAUAACUCUGGAUUGGGAUUUCUUAGAUAGAGUGAUGGGUGGAAGUGUUUCUAAAGUAGAUGAAUUUCAAGGUGAAUUGUGGAGAGGAUGGAAAUCUAUAAGAGAUGAUUUGGUGCAACCUCUUCAAUUGGGUCUAUUCAGAUCUGAUUAUUUGCUUCAUCAAGAUCAAAGUCAAGGUACCAGUGAAAAGGGCGAUAACAUUGGAAUCAAACAAGUCGAGUUCAAUACUAUAGCUGCUAGUUUUGGAGCUUUGAGCCAAAGGGCAGGUGAGAUGCAUCGAUACCUCGCCAAGGCGACGAAUGGCUACUACUCGAUAUCACCUCAUCUUUCGGAAAUCUCGAAUUUUCCUCAGAAUGAACCUCUGAAAAAGCUAGCCGCGGGCUUAGCGGAAGGGUGGAAGGCGUACGGCAACGAGAAAGCCGUGGUGCUAUUCGUCGUCCAGGACGGGGAAAGAAAUGUCUUUGAUCAGAAAUGGUUGGAAUACGAGCUACUUGAGAGUCACGAUAUCCCAGUGAUCCGUCAUACAUUUUCAGAACUCUCAUCUCUCGCUCAAAUAGAACCUUCUACCAAGAAUUUACUUCUUCCUUCUCCAUUAGAACCUUCUCUCCCCUCGAAGGAAGUAGCUGUGAUAUACUAUCGAUCUGCAUACACCCCGACUGAUUAUCCUACUUCAUCAGAAUGGGAUACACGUUUGUUGUUAGAAAAAAGUAAAGCGAUCAAAUGUCCUUCAAUGGCAUUGCAACUUGCAGGAGCCAAAAAGAUCCAACAAGUAUUGUGUGAACCUGGUGUACUCGAAGAUUUCCUCUUAAAUAAAAAACGACCUGAUGUUGGUUUAGAGAAUAAAAUCACACAAGAAGAUGUCGAUAGACUGAGAUUAACUUGGAUCGGAUUAUGGCCUAUGGAUAAUUCAGCCUUAGGUAAAGAAGCAUAUCAAUUAGCUUUGAAUGAAUCAGAAAGGUUCGUAUUAAAACCUCAAAGAGAAGGAGGUGGGAACAAUAUAUAUAGAGAAAAUAUUCCUCCGUAUCUGAAAGAAUUGGAAAAAGAGAAAAGGGAACAAGGUGAACCAGAGAAAAAAGAAGCUUUCAUUCUAAUGGAAUUGAUUGAACCUCCUAAAAAUGUUCAAAAUUGGUUGGUAAAAGGUGGUGAGAAUAAAGCUAGAAAGGCAGAUGUAGUCAGUGAAUUGGGUGUGUAUGGGGUUUCGUUAUUCGGUGGAUCGGAAAUACAAACAUUCAACUCUACUGCUGGUACUUUGUUGAGGACAAAAGGAAGAGAAAGUGAUGAAGGUGGUGUUGCUAUCGGUAUAAGUUCCAUAGACUCGCCUUUACUUGUAGAUUAG